Messenger RNA from Arabidopsis lyrata subsp. lyrata, 2195 nucleotides. RefSeq lists its product as uncharacterized. The transcript has 5 exons. The record is from RefSeq and is a predicted model, not a curated record. The coding region runs from base 386 to 1996 and encodes 536 amino acids. NCBI's taxonomy places the organism in Eukaryota, Viridiplantae, Streptophyta, Magnoliopsida, Brassicales, Brassicaceae.
UUCUUAAUUAAACAGUUAAUCCGUCGGGUUCCUACCAAAAAACAUGAUCAAUAUUCGAAAAAAACGACUGUUGCACCAAAUCGAGGACUGAUCUUUAAACUUUGGGUUGCAGUUACUGUCAUUUAAUGUUACGAGUCUCUUCGAGUCUUGUUGAUUUGAUGAUCCUUCCUCUCUCACUCUUACGUCAACCUCUACACUCUCUCUCACUUGUCUCGUUCCCCGAAUUCUGUGAAGUUCUUCUUUUUACCCUAAAAAUCCCAAUUUAUUGGUUGGAUUCUGGGUUUUUGACUUCUCCGGUGACGGCGCGUUCGAGCUACUGAAGAAGCUAAUAUUAACUAUUAAGAACAGCUCUGCGAUCUACUCCCAGGGAUGCAAUUCCAAGAGGAUGAGAACAGAUUUUAGCAGAAAGGAUUUUGUUGAGAAGAUUCCAUAUUCUGGUUCUGGUUCUGGUUCUGGUUCUGGUUCUUCAACAAUGGAAUUAAAGCGGAGUUAUCAUCAGUGGUUGACAGAACCGUCUAGCUCACAAGUAUUCAAGAAUAAGAGACAAGUGGUCGAUGCUCAUAUGAAUUUAUCUUCAUUGGACACUUCUCUUGUGCCCACAACACACUUCACUGAUUGCUUAUUCGACCCUGCCAAUGCGCAUUCAUCACAUCUCCUCCGUGCUCGAAAUUAUACAGAGGAGCAAUCUAUUGGUUUGCCAGUGGUUCAUGGGAGCUCUUUUAAUCUUGACACCAUUAGAAAAGUUAGAGUCAAUCAAGUGUCUGAAUCUGGCAACUUGCCCGACUUCAUGGUUCAGCUUUAUAAUGAGGGAUUUUCAAGAUCAUUUGAAACGGUUCCUUCUUAUAAUAGUGGUCAAGAGAGCACGCUAUCCUUUGGCCAAACCUGCACUAGUAGUAUUGACAAGAGCUUCAUCUUCCCAGGACCAUUCGCUAGCAAGGCAGAUGGAAAUUUCAUUCAAAACUUUAGUAAUGAAGCUGUUGGUGUCGUACCAACCGGUGAUAUUUUUGACAAAGGAGAUGGAAAUGUCUUGUCAACAUUUCAUCCAUUUCAGAAAGGAGUAGAAAACUUUGUUUUGAUGGGUCAGUCUCUUCAAAAGGCUGAUUGCAAUAUCUUCUCAGUGAGUUCCUCCUAUAACAAGGGACAAGAGAACUUUAUGCCUCUUCUAUCUUGUGACAAAUUGCCUGGAAACGUUUUCAUGACCGGAUCAAACAAUUACAAAGAAAAUGUCAAUGCGUUGUCAAGGGGAGAGUCUCCAUUUACGGAAGGCGGUGAGAUGGCAUUUAUGGUUUCUAGCCAAGAGAGAACAGAUCAAAUUAGGCACGAGGAUAGAAGCCAGACCCUAUCUUUUGGAGAUUAUCAGAAAGAAUCCACGAUUGGAUCAGCAGUCCGUGUUAUUAACAGUUAUGAGAACUUCAGCCAUGACCCUGCUAUUGCUAAAGAUCCUCCUCAUAUGGAAGCAGAGGAAAAUAUGUCUUUUGAAUUUAGAAAUCCCCCUUAUGCUAGUCCUAGAGUUGAUACCUUGCUGGUGCCCAAAAGUAAAGAUACCAAGACAGCUAAGAAGGGUUCUACAAAUACAUUUCCUUCAAAUGUUAAGUCAUUGUUGUCAACAGGAAUGUUUGAUGGGGUUACUGUGAAGUACUAUUCGUGGUCACGUGAGAAAAAUCUCAAAGGAAUCAUAAAGGGGACUGGGUAUCUAUGUGGUUGCGGCAACUGUAACUUUAAUAGAGUUCUUAAUGCGUAUGAGUUUGAGCAGCAUGCUAAUUGCAAGACAAAGCAUCCAAAUAACCACAUAUACUUUGAGAAUGGAAAGACCAUUUAUGGCGUUGUUCAAGAGCUGAAGAAUACACCUCAGGAAAAGUUGUUCGAUGCUAUUCAAAAUGUGACAGGAUCUGAUAUCAACCAUAAGAAUUUCAACACCUGGAAAGCUUCAUAUCAUGUUGCCAGCCUUGAACUUCAGCGUAUCUAUGGGAAGGAUGAUGUCACUUUGGCCUCUUGAGAAGACGAGUUAUCAACUGGCAGGCUUUUUGUCGUAAGUGAUGUCCAAGUCCAUUCUUGUUCUCUGUAACUAAAGUUUCGAAUAGUAAAUCAGAACCGUGGACGGCUAAAGUCUGGGGAAGUCUAGUUCUCUUACUAAAGUAUAUAAACUACUGCAAGAACUCCAAAUUCUUAGCUUUUAUGAGACUUUAUGUAGCGCA